AUAGUAACAUCCCAUGAAUCCAUCAUUUUGACAGCUCAGCCUUGGAUUCUUCUUUUCUGAUUUUAUCGUACAAACACCAUCGCAAUCCCAUCUGCAUUAAAGCACUGGGAUGACAAGAAAUAUACUUCGUUACGCAAGUCCCAUGGCAACUAUGAGUGACCGUUGUUGACAUUUAUAUUUCCUAGCAUUACUCUUGUCCAUGUUUGUUAUCUUUGAAACUCCCUGCAUUCUUGCUCAAGGGGUUUGUUUUGAUUCCUGUGCCUGACGAAAUAUUGUUCACUUUUAAAUUGAAGCUCGUUGCCUGAAUAGGCAGAGUAGUUAUCCAGUCAUCGGUUUGAUCACCUGGUCCUCUGCCUACUACACCCACCAGUCUUUAACCUCCAACAUCUUCUUUCCACCACACUUUUCUCUUAUAUUAUCAUCUUUCACUGUUUCAUUCAAUGAUAAUGGCUCCGGAAUCGAAUCCCUCUCUUACGCCCUGCCCAAGACGGCCUCGUGCUGCGACAACUAUGCAUCCAACCACUCCAUUGGGCCAUUCUGUCAUCUCUCUCAGCCAAAGUCCAGUCGGUGAUCAUAGUGGCUUAGGGACAGCAUCAGGUCCGCUGCGUCACCCAAAGCCCUUCACACCAUCCGACCUUCACUCCAUGGUUGAGAAGGAACAGGAAGCAAUGGUGAACCGUCUAUCAAGAGAGCUUUCCCUUCUUCGCCAGCAAACAGCCUCUGUGGCAUCGACAACAUCAUCUACCUCGACAACAUUCAACGACUCGAUUGACACCCUUCAUUCGUCACCUUACCUUGGUGCACGACACCGGUCUUCGUCCAGUCUGAGUUCCUCUUACAUUCCAGCCGUCCAAGAAUCAAGAGCCGGAAACAUUGGCAUUAGCGCCGCACGCGAGAAUGGUCUGUCAUUUUCGCGACCAGGUCGGAGUCGACAGCAAUCGUUCAACUCUGUUCAAGCCUCUGGAUCGGCGUCACCGUCAUUGUCAUCAUCACUGCAGCAGGGCGACCAUUUCCCGCGCCGGGGGUCAGUCUCCCACCCUCAUGUUACUUCACCGACUGCCAUGUCCCGAUUAGAAGAGACUGUUCAGUAUAGUGGAGAGUUUGAAUCAGUUAAGCGUGAAAAUGAGGCAUUGCGUCAACGGGUGCGAGAUCUGGAGCUGGCUCUCAGAAAAUCUCAGGGAGGUGGACCGACGUCUCCAAAGACGGGUUGACAGAUGUCCCACUGCAGGCAGUGAUUGACGUAGUGUCAUCUUUUGCCUUCUGUUUAUUUUUAUCUCAUUAACUUAGCGGGGUUUGGGUUAUACA
This is a messenger RNA of Aspergillus ruber CBS 135680, 1305 nucleotides long. RefSeq lists its product as uncharacterized. Bases 441 to 1211 code for a protein of 256 amino acids. NCBI's taxonomy places the organism in Eukaryota, Fungi, Ascomycota, Eurotiomycetes, Eurotiales, Aspergillaceae. The transcript has 3 exons. The record is from RefSeq and is a predicted model, not a curated record.